This is a messenger RNA of Chaetomium globosum CBS 148.51, 2388 nucleotides long. RefSeq lists its product as uncharacterized. The coding region runs from base 1 to 2388 and encodes 795 amino acids. NCBI's taxonomy places the organism in Eukaryota, Fungi, Ascomycota, Sordariomycetes, Sordariales, Chaetomiaceae. The transcript is spliced from 4 exons. Gene Ontology annotation, biological process: regulation of DNA-templated transcription. The record is from RefSeq and is a predicted model, not a curated record. Gene Ontology annotation, cellular component: RSF complex.
AUGCCGCCAGCCCACAAGCGCUCCUUGCAGGAGCUCAGCUCUGCCAAUGUGCAGGGCCAGGAACAGCCAUCCAUGUUGCAUCGGAUCAGGAACAUGUGGCAGUUCGCCAACCUUUUCCAGUUCAUCCAGCUCUUCGGCCAAGCCCUCAAACUCGAUGAUAGUCUCGACAUUGAGGAUCUGGAAGCCGAAUGCCUCAAACCCGGCGCCGGGGCGCUCCAAGAUAUCGGUCUUCGUCUUCUCAAGUUCCUCUCCUCGCACCGCGGCCUGACUCACGAGUUAUUCGACGAGUAUACAAGAAGGCAAUUUCUUAGCAAAGCCCCGGAGAAAAACCCAUUUGGCUCUGCGGAGUUACCGACCAAGUUUGCUCACUUCGAUGUGUUCACCAAGCGAAUCGAGCCCUACGGCUGGGAUCGUCUCGAUCGCACGUAUUUCGUCCUCGACGACAAUCGCUUAUAUCGCCAGACGGAUGCCUCGCCGCCUCCCCCGAAACCUAAGAGCAACACGAAAAAAGCCAGGGCUGCACAACGGUCGAGCAAAAGGCGGCGUGUUUCGUCUGGGGCGGCAAGCGAUGCUGAUGAUGCGCACGAUGAGGCUUCCGACGCCGCCGAGCAGGUUGGACCGGUAGACGACGGUCUCGGGGGUAUGAAAUGGGAAUGUAUCGCUGUCACUCUUGAUGAAGUCCGCGCAUUUCUAUCAACGAUUCAGAAAUCCAAGGACCCCAACGAGAAAACUCUGCGAGACCAGAUUCAAGGCCACUUAGUACCCAUCCUCGAGAAGCAGGAGGAAUCUAGGAAAAGGAAACAGCUUCAGCGGGAAAAGGAGCUUCUCAACUUAGAAAAGAUGGCCUAUGCAAAAAGAUCAAGCCGGAUUGCCGGGAAAAUGGAACAACAGAAGAUGGAGGAGCGAAGUCGUGAAGAGGAGCGGAAGAAAAUAAUCGAGGAGCGUGCCGCUAAGAAGGAAGAGCAGCAACGGCUAAAAAUGGAGCGCGAGAGGGAUAAUCGGCUGAUGUCGAGAGAACAACGACUCAAGGAACGGGAGGAUCGCCGUCGGCUCCACGAGGAGGAGCUUGCUCAACUGUCUGAAGACAGCAAGCAGGCGAGCAAUGCCGCCGCCCGCAUGUCAGAGCGACGACGAUUGGCGGAGAUCGAGAGGAACAAGAAGGCUCUACGGGAGCUCGAAGAGGAAGAGGAUGAUUGGAUUUUCGAUUGCGUUUGCGGGGUAUACGGCCAGAUUGACGAUGGGACACACAGCGUGGCAUGCGAGAAGUGCAACACCUGGCAACAUAGCAAAUGCCUGGGUAUCGACGAACAGGAAGCUGAUCAGGAGGAUUUCCACUUCGUCUGCAGCUCCUGCCGCCGACGAGAGAACACGGCAGAUGAUCCACGGGUCAAGGUGAUCAAGCUCAAGGUCAAUCGUCAUGAGGAGCCGGGAUCUUCUACCGGCGAGCACCUAGUUGAGGAAAGUACAGGGCCAUCUCAACAGCCCCCAGCGCAAUUGGUCGUCGAGCUUCAGUCCCGGCCAUUAGCAAAAUCGUCCAGCGGCCCCGAGCCAUUGCCAUUGCCGUCGCCUGCACCAGCGCUUCAAGCAACACAGCUUCCCGUCUCGGAUCUGCCUGAACAGAGAGUAAACAGCAAUCCAGCGACCGAUACCGCAUCUGGCCCUGAUCAAACCCAGCGAUCACCAGUCAGUCAAGGGAACAACCCCUUCUCGUCACCGCAUCCGAGUCUUUUGCCACCAGGCCGACAGCCGGUCAAAUUCGAUGCUCCCAAUCUACCUCUCGGCAAUGCCGCGACCCUCCCAGCUAACGAUGACGAUACGAAGACGGGAUCGGUUGCUAAAAUGGUUGUGUUGGAUAGCGUUCUUUCAUCGCUGGCCGGAAGCGGGAAUGGCGGCUCAUCGCCAUCAAAGCAACCACAUCGUCCCCCUUCCCCGCCAACAAAGACAUCCGCGCCUACUCCCGCGGCCUCGAACGUGCUGGCUUCCUCAUUUUCUACGGAGAAUACUAGCAGCAUGACAUCUGCAUCGUCGAUAAGUUUGCCACACCUCACCCCGGCUCAGACCCGUGAUGCCAGAUCCGAUCCUGUCGUGUCCGGCUCCUCGCCACUGCCGCCCUUUAGCGGCGGCUUGUCUCCUACGAAGCACUCACCCCCCGCACCCAAACGCCAACAACCCGUCAAUGGAGGGGCUGGCGCCGCCGCGAGUCACCCCCCUUCAGCCGUGUUCCCGCCUGUGGCGGCCCUCUCCCCCUCCCCGCGACAACAGGUAUUGACGCCUCCGGUAAAGCCUGCGGAGCCGGUCAGAGUUCCCCUUCUGCAACCACCGCAAGGCACACAGACAACCAAACUUGUCCCAUCCAACUCCCCGCGACCGGAUGCCCAUUCAAGCUGA